AUGGGACACAUCGACUUCUGCACUCAGUGCCGCGGACUGUUUCAGCAGCCCCGCCGUAAGCGAUCGAAUCCCGAGGAAGGAUGGGAUGUAUGGCCAAUACUUGGAGAUGGUUGGAAACGCAAAGAAGUUAUCCGGCGCUCAGGUUCUAGCAUUGGACAGAAGGAUGUAUAUUACAUAAGUCCGCAAGGUGAACGAGUGAGAAGCCGCGUAGAGCUGACGUCAGUGUUGGAGGGAGUCGACCUGUCAACCUUUGAAUACAAGUCAGGAAGGUUUGUCGCAGGCGGAGUCCCCCCCACGAGAGUCCGCAUCAGAGCGAAGAGGAAGAUCCCGGAGAGUUCAUCCUCAGAGUCCAGCUUUGUGGAGAGAGGGGAGGGGGCCGACACCCCCGACUCUCUCCACAGACUCACCCCAAACCUGGCGCCCAAAACCGUCCCACCCCAACCGACCCUUUGGUUGGCACAGGGCACAGUAGUAAUACCAGCACAAGAAUAUGUAUAUCCACCGGCGGAAAAGGAAAUUAAACUUCCCCUUCCCUCAUCAUCCAGAGCACUCCCCCUCCCCUCUAUAAACGGAGAAAUCGGCUCAGAGGAAAACACACUGAUUUGUUCCAGAUGCGGUAUUUCCUUCACAGGCACGUGGUAUGAUAAGCAAAGGAAGAGACCCUGCUGUCCCGCCUGCUGGGCCGCCUCCAAGACAAAAGUGCAUCCGAUGGUUCGAUUCAGAAAGUGGAUUCCAUGCGGGCAGUGUGUGGGAUGCCUCAACACGGUCAACUGUGGGCACUGUGCCAACUGCAAGAAUGGACUGCAGAGCCCAGAGUCGCGGAAACGCUUAUGCCGGGGACGCAAAUGUAUUUGUCCUAUUCGCAAGAGCCCUGGAAGUGGGGGCUUCGUGCCGCAGCAGCCGUACAACGAAAUUCCCGAUGCCUUUGAAGAGUGCUUGAGUUUUCAGAGUGAAGUCACGGAGUCGCAGCACCUGAGUCUGAAGAGCAGCGACACAGAGAACUUCUCCGUCAACGUGGACAUCGAUGAUGACGAUGACAUGUCAACUGACGAUGAUGAUGAUUGGCAUAAGAAGCGGAAGCGACGGUCCUGUGGAGACUGUAAAGCCUGUCAGUGCAGAAAAGACUGCGGCACGUGUGAUUUCUGUGCCGACAAACCAAAGUUCGGAGGCAGCAACAAGAAGAGGCAGAAGUGUCGACUACGCCAGUGUCAAAGACAGGCGAUGAGACACUUGCUGCCGUACCAGAGGGGACAAAAAGACCCCGGGCCAGAAAACUUAUGGUUGCCGGGCAGACCUCGAACUUACAACACAUACAGCCGAAAGUCAUGUCUAAAGAAAGGCAAAGGACCAUCGGGCUUAGACUUCAGUGACAACGAAGACGAAGACAAUAACUUGCAAGCAAUUAACUGGAACCCUGAUAUGAUCGGUGCGGACAGUCUCUCCUAUGAACUGAAUGUGAGAAACCACCAAUCAUCUAUGCAGUCAAAUCAUUUGGACUUCGAGCUGAACGGACUCCCUGACAGAGUUCCUCACACCAGCAACGACAGCAACAACAACUCUGAACUGGUAUGUUGUUUUUAGUGACGAUGCAUUUCCUCCUCUCCACCAGGCCAAACACA
Notothenia coriiceps (black rockcod) is the source of this 1619-nucleotide messenger RNA. RefSeq names its product methyl-CpG-binding domain protein 1. The transcript has 14 exons. Gene Ontology annotation, molecular function: zinc ion binding; methyl-CpG binding. The record is from RefSeq and is a predicted model, not a curated record. Bases 1 to 1581 code for a protein of 526 amino acids. Gene Ontology annotation, cellular component: nucleus. Gene Ontology annotation, biological process: negative regulation of transcription by RNA polymerase II; DNA methylation-dependent constitutive heterochromatin formation. Lineage: Eukaryota; Metazoa; Chordata; Actinopteri; Perciformes; Nototheniidae.